AUGGCAUCUUCUUCCGAACCACUUCUUUCAUCCACGAAACGUAAUAAUAAUAAUGUUGAAUAUACACCGUUAACUGACCGCUCGUCGUCUUCUGUAGAAAUAUCAGAAGAUCAACGGCCAGAUUUAAUACAUGAAUAUGGAUCAGAUAAUGAGAUAAAUAAAGAUGCUUUUGGAGGCGAAGAUGGCGAAAGACCAUUGAAAUAUAAAAUUGUUGCCUUGCUGUGCGUUUUGUCUUUGUCUGGUAUAAAUUACAGCAAGAAACUGAUAAUUGAUUCUCACAACUAUGUAUUGAUUGCAGUUGGAAGUCAUUAUGCGGCUCACACGCUCGGAGCUUUGAAGACAGAAAUUAAAAGAGAAUUAGGCAUUACAAAUGCACAAUAUGGAAUUAUACAAUCUUCAGUUUCGCUUGUGAACACAAUUUUACCGAUCCUCGGGGGAGUCUUUAUUGAUACCUUUGGGACCGUGGCUGGAUCAAUCUUGGCCACAUCUUUAAUUGCCACAGGAAAUAUACUGGUGGCAUCGUCUACUCUAUUAGUAUCAUUUAAGGUGAUGGUGGUUGGAAGAAUUAUGUAUGGUAUUGGAAGUGGCACCAUUGUCACGAUUCAGACUGCCAUCUUGAGCCAUUGGUUUAGAGGAAAAGGAUUGGCAAUUGCUGUUGGCUCUCAGAUUGCCGUAGCAAGAUUGUCGUCGUUUCUUGCAAACUUGACUGUUAUUCCAAUUAGGAGAAUCACCGGUUUUUAUGGUUGGGCAUUUUGGUUUGCAGCAUUUCUCUGCCUGAUUUCCUUUACAAUAAACAUAAUAUAUGUGUUUAUAAUGCGAACUAUUAAUGAAAAACUUUGUGAGCAAGAAAUCAUGAAGCUUAAACAAAAGCGAUCGUUUAAUUCGAGAAACUUGCUAUUCCUACCAGCAAUCUACUGGAUUUUAACGUUACUUGAAUUUGUAUUGGGUUGUUCCUGGACUUCAUUUCUGCAUAUUCAUACAGAAUUGGUAAAAUUUAGGUGGAAAGUUUCUGACGAAGUUGCAGCAUAUUACUCGAGUGUUGCACAGUUCUUACCGAUUUUCGUUUCACCCUUUCUUGGUUAUCUGUUGGAUAGAUUUGGAGGUCGAUCUUACGCUCUAAUCGCGUCCACGGUUUUCCUUGGCCUUUCAAUGUACUUCCUCGGAUUCACUCUCAUGUUCUCUCCAAUAAUUGGAAUGAUUUGUUUCUCGGUAUCACUCUCAUUAGGACCUGUUUCAUUGCUAUCAUCUAUCCCAAUUAUAUUGUCAUUGAACUAUGUCGGCACAGGGUUAGGAAUAAUAAAGUCGGUAUCGAAUAUAGGUGCUACGUUAUAUGACAUCUUCGUCGGUAUACUGCAAGAUAAGGAUUACAGUGAAUAUACGUUGGUGAUGAGGUUAUAUUUAUUUACUAGUCUCAUCGCGAUGAUGGUUUCUGUAUGGUUAUUGAUAACAUCAAGGAGGUGGUAUGAUGGAGUGCUCGAUAUGAAAGAAGAUGAACGAAGAAACUAUUUUGAGGAAAAAAGACAGAGCGAGGAAUGCAGGCAAACGUUUGUGCAACAAAGAAAGCCAUCGAAGAUGAAUUGGCUUUAUAUUAUAUGUUUUGUUGGGAUUUUGGUUUUAAGUUGGGUUUUGUUCUUUAUAUUCGUGAUUGAUGGCAUGAAAGAAUGA
Acaulospora morrowiae is the source of this 1665-nucleotide messenger RNA. The record is from the annotation of a GenBank genome assembly. NCBI's taxonomy places the organism in Eukaryota, Fungi, Glomeromycota, Glomeromycetes, Diversisporales, Acaulosporaceae.